UUUUUUUUUUUUUUUUUUUUUUCUUUCUUUUAUCCUCUCCUUUUUCAAUACCUGUCGCGCCUUUCCAGCUCUAACCUACUCUGCUGCCCAUUUAUCCGUUCGAAAGCUCACUGUACCAUGAUCGUUCACAAAACAUCCGAAGAGCUUCUGCGAGAAAUUGAGGAACUAUCUAGUUUAAUUAGAUUUCAGUACAAAAGAAAAGAUGCCGAGGCAAAGCAAAACAUCCUUUCUCUGUUAAAUGCUUUAGAACAGCUUAUUCAAUUAUCAGCCGAUCGAUUUCUUAGCUUAGAUGUUGAGGGAUAUUUGCCAGCAGAAGAAGAAGAGCAGCAGCGUAGUGAAUUUAUCGUUCAUCCAGAUGAUUUGUUAAGAGCGAAGGAUUAUUCAGCUUCUAUUUUGUUGAAGUUGAUUUCCACGGAAAUUAGUUUCCCGGACAACAAACAGGAUGAGGAUGAAAACGAAAGCAGAAUGGAAAGAGCAUCAAGAAUAUUGGCUCAUAUGUCUGGUAGAGGAGCUGCAGGAUCAAUAACUCGAAUUUGGCACAUUCCGUACCUUAAUGAUAAUGGUGAAAAAGAAGAGCUCCUUUUACCUUUGCAUGAGCCAUGUUAUGUAGGCAAUGAUUUAGGCUUCAAAACAUGGGGUGCUGCCCCAAUGAUGGCUAAAAAAUUGUUGCAAAACAACAUUAUUCCUCAUAUCUGUGAUUGCACAGUGUUAGAAAUUGGCACAGGUACUGGUAUGGUUGGUAUUGUAUGCGAUUACUUAGGUGCAGCGGAGGUGCACAUGACUGAUUAUCAUCCACGUGUGAUUGAAAACGUCUCUUACAACAUCCAUUUGAACAAUUCAAGAGCACAAGUUUCAAAAUUGGAUUUCAUUAAACUUGCCAAGAAAGGCACUGCGGAUGAAGAAGAGAAGGAUGAUGCACAAUCGGAGAUCGUGGAUAAUGGAAGACAGUAUGAUAUUGUCAUUGCUAGUGAUCUUCUCUAUGAGCUGGAACAUGCCGAAUACUUACCGCCAGCCAUCAACAAAUUAGCCAAAAAUGAAUUUUAUUUUAUGAUACCCCUGAGAGAGACACACUGGGAAGAAGUUCGUCAUUUCGAGUCCAAAAUGGAUUCGCUGAAUCAGUUUUUACUUAGAAAAGUAGAGGAUUUAGAGAAGGAAGACGAAGAAGAAGGACUCAUUAAAUUUAGAUAUUACGAAUAUGUCAGAAUCAAAUAAUAACUUUUUCUUGAAACCCCUCCCCCCAUGAUAUUAGAGUUACUUAGAGUAUCACACGCAUAUUUACUUCUUAGAAUUUCGAUUUAUAGUGCCUUAGUGUAUUAAUAACUUGGGACAGUAUGUCAUUCUGCCUCUUACUGAAUAAAAUCAAACCCAAGAUACAUCC
This is a messenger RNA of Mycotypha africana, 1378 nucleotides long. Its product is annotated as putative methyltransferase-domain-containing protein. Bases 118 to 1212 code for a protein of 364 amino acids. NCBI's taxonomy places the organism in Eukaryota, Fungi, Mucoromycota, Mucoromycetes, Mucorales, Mycotyphaceae. The transcript has 3 exons. The record is from RefSeq and is a predicted model, not a curated record.